GGGAUUUGUCUGCAAGCGAAUGGACCAGUAGCCAUCCAGUUGGCGAGUACGUAGUGGCUCUUGUAGUUCUUGCAUUAGUUGUACUUCUAGUUUAUCGUGUUUCUUUUGCAAGUAAGCGAUGGGAGCAACCUUCAGGCAAUACUUUGCAUCUACGGCAUGUACAAUGAGCGUCGCCAUCUUAGCUACGUGCUUCAACUGGAUGGAACCGCUGAUGAAUUAUUUCAUCUCUCCGGAGUCUGAGAUCCCGAUGACCACUUCCGACAGUUCUUGGCUGGUAGCUUUCGUUGAAAUCGGAGAAUUACUCGGAACUGUACCAGCUGGUAUGCUAGCAGACAGGAUCGGUCGGAAGAAAGUGUUGCUGCUUUCUGGUCCCGUGAGCUUGCUGGCCUGGCUAUUGGUCCUCACCACUCGCAAUAUAGUGGUCCUCUACGUCGUACGAUGCAUCAGCGGAAUUGGAGUUGCGAUCGCCUACGCCUGUGCUCCGAUGUACAUCGCCGAGAUAUCCGAGCCAAGGAUACGAGGGGAGCUCUCAGGCCAAUUCCAGACCAUGUGGUACAUCGGCAUCCUCUACAGCUACAUCACCGGCCACUACCUCAGCUACCAGAACUACGCCUAUGCUUGUUGUGUCGGUCCUUUUAUAUUUGUCGCCUUUUUCUAUCUCAUGCCAGAGUCACCGUAUUAUGAGCUGAUGGUUGACCGGCCAAAGAAUGCAAUCAAGGCACUCAGGUGGCUUAGAUCAACCAAAGAUGUUGAUGAAGAGUUCCAAAGCAUUAAAAAAUCAGUGGAGCAGGAUAUGAAAUGCAAAGGUGGUUGGCGUGACCUUUUUGCAACCAAAAAAGAUACAAAAGCCUUUCUCAUAGUACAAACUGUCUGCAUCAUAAAAUACCUGAACGGGAUACCGGCUGUAUUAGCAUAUGCGACACAGAUCUUCGCACAGUCGUCCAACGGAACUCUAAAGGAUCACGAAUUGACAAUAGGUCUUGGAGUUUUACUUUGCAUUACUACUUUCUGUUCUGCAAUGAUUUCAGACUCCGUCGGUAGAAGACCGCUCCUUAUCUAUUCUACAUUGAUUUCUGCUACUUUCAACAUUUUCACGGGAACGUACUUAUUCCUCAGCCAUCAAGGAUACGACGUCUCUGAUUAUUCCUGGGUGAUGUACGUCUCCAUAGCCGGAUUCUGCAUUGUGAGCAACAUCGGUCUUGGACCACUUAUGCUAACCAUCCAGGCGGAGUACUUCCCAUCGCACACGAGAGGCAUCGGUGGUGGUAUAACAGGGAUUACGACUUCAGUUGCGGUCUUCAUCAACUUAAAGCAGUAUCAGACCGUGGAAGACUUCUUUGGUGUCUACGUGAACUUUUGGAUUUUUGCACUGAUCGGUUACUUGGGUACUAUGUUUAUGCACAUAGUCUUGCCAGAGACAGCGGGGAAGAGUCUAGGCCAAAUUCAGCAGAACUCAGGCAGCACGGAGACGAUAGAAGAUGCGGGGAAGAUAGAGAACACGUUGAAUACUGAAGAAAACUCUACGAAGGUGUAGUGAAGAGAUCCAACCCAAAAACUCGAUGCCAUGUGUGCCUUCUUCGCGAAGAGUGCUUCUUUCUCGUUCCAUGUACUGAUCCUGCAGCUAUCUCCAUACAAAUUAUCACCGAAAAAUCAUAUUGUACAUUCCGUACCCUAAGUUAUAAGUUUCUUGAUUCAUUUUUACUUUCUAAAUUUUGUGGAAAGUAAAUUGGAGUAAUUUUUAAGAAUUUAAAAUUCUCAAAUACUGCCUACAUUAUGUUUCUAAUUGUAAAUUAGUAAUAGUUACUUUACGUUCUGAUAAGUCUGAUAUUAUGUGAAUAAUGUAUUAAUUGCAUUUUUCAAUCACAAAAUGUUCCUAUUUUUAUUUUAAUUAUCUUCUUAUAGUGGAUAGUGAAUAUCCAAGCUUUAUAGAUGCGAAACAGCAUAUUAGUCAAUAGCAGAGCUGUGACUAUGUCCAGAAGUAUUAAUUAUUUUUUUAAAUCAUUUUUAUAAUGAUGUGAAGAAAAGUAAUAAAAUAAUAAUUAAUUUUAUAUUGGUUUGUUUCCAAGCACCUCCUAUCCAUGAUUUCCCAUUUAUAUUUUUUUCAUGAUUGUGUGAAUUUCAAAAGACUAACAAUAAGCUUGGUGUUUCUAUGCAAAU
Molecule: messenger RNA, 2157 nt
Organism: Nezara viridula (southern green stink bug)
Lineage: Eukaryota; Metazoa; Arthropoda; Insecta; Hemiptera; Pentatomidae
Source: the annotation of a GenBank genome assembly